AUGACUUCUUCGGACACUGAAUUACAUUUACAAACGCUUACAGAAUUCAGUAACAACGAUGAGCAAGAAAGUGAUAGUUCAGAUAGUUCAGAUAUUGAAGUUACAUCUGAAAUCGAUGACCAUGAAAAUCAUAUAAUUAAUUAUGAUGCUUAUUUCAACAUAAAUUCUGAUGAUAACGAAAAAGACGAAGAAAUCAAUAAUAAUGCAACUACAACAGCAUCGGCUAUUACAACAAUAGCUGAUGACAAAACAUCUUCAUCAAGUCCAUCUGAUGAUGAAAUAGAAGUAAAAAGUGUGUCUGGUGGUAUUAAACGUAAACGACAACAAUGGUCCGUUGCUAAGAAUUUUAAAUUGAUUGUUGCUAUUUUCAUUUUAGGUAGGAAACGAAAACGUUUGCAGGGAGCAGGUGUAAAAAUACACUAUCCCAAUCUUGAUCAAAAGUUAUUGCAAUGGUAUAGAGAACGUCGAUGUUUUAUUAAACAACCAAAUGAUAUAAUAAUGAUUAGAAAAGAAAAGGUUUCAUUUAAACAAUUACAAAGAAGAGGGAACCAAAUUAGUAUAGAAUUAAAUCAUGAAGCUCCAUCUUCGAAAUGGUAUGGUCGUUUUCUUCGACGUCAUGGUUUAUCAUUACAAAAGCCAGACCGACAUCAAAAAAUACCACUCAAUGAAGUACAUAAAUUAGUACAUGAAUUUCAUACUUAUUACGAAGAUCAAGGACAUAUUAGUAGUAAACGAUUCUGCACUCUCAUUUUAACUAUUUUUGGCGAAGACAAUUCUCGAAUUGGUCCUAUAUUAUUGUUUAAAGGGAAAGGUAAAAUAUCUGAAAAUGAAAAAGCAAAAUAUGCUAAAGAUAUUAAAGUGUUUUUUACUCCAAAAGCAGUCAAUAGUAGACAGACAAUGGAUAAAUAUAUUAAUUACUGGAUAUCAAAAAUUAAAGAUAACAAACCAAAAUUAUUUAUUACGGACAGUUCAUCCACACAUUUAAAUGAUGCAACACUUCGUUUAUUACGUAAAGAGGGCGUUGUUGCAGCUGUGAUUCCCAAAGGUCAUCAUUAUUAUGAAUGUAGUGAAGAAUUCACUGAAAAAUAUGGACCAAGAUCAAAAAUUAAAUUAUCAGCAUCACAAUCACGAGUUUUAUGUACAAGGUUAACUUCGUCUGCAUGGAAGCGAACAUUAAUCAAUAUUGAUAUUAAACGAGCAUUUAUAAAUUUAGGUUAUACAUGGACUGAUGAUUCACUUGUGCAACCACGAACUCUCCCUGGAUACUAA
This is a messenger RNA of Rotaria socialis, 1269 nucleotides long. The record is from the annotation of a GenBank genome assembly. Lineage: Eukaryota; Metazoa; Rotifera; Eurotatoria; Philodinida; Philodinidae.